This is a messenger RNA of [Torrubiella] hemipterigena, 5435 nucleotides long. Lineage: Eukaryota; Fungi; Ascomycota; Sordariomycetes; Hypocreales; Clavicipitaceae. The record is from the annotation of a GenBank genome assembly.
GCAGCCUCUUGCAUCCUUCUUUUGGCAACCAACCCCAGUAAGCAGAUCGUGGCACCCUUGCAAUGUUGGGUUGACUGGAAACGAUGAAUCAAUCGACGAAACGUGUCUGCAGGGAUAUGCUGCCGCGGCGGGUUUUGCAACAAAGUCGUUCGUUUUCGACGAAGAACUUUGCAAACAUGGAGAAAUGGUUUGCCGCAAUCGCUACAGGUUUACCUUGAUCGGGCCUCCUCAUUCGAGAACCGGCUGAAGGAGCACGCUACUCGGUAGCGUGCUCUUUGUUACUGUAUAAGGUGUGGUGCCAAAUCCCACCAGCUUGUGUUUGAAAGGCUCUAACCAAGCCGAGGAGGACUAUGUGGGUUAUCACCUGCUUCCCACCGCAGGAUCAUUGCCCGGCUCGCUCGUCCUAGUAAAGUGUAGCCCAAGGACGCUACCGCCAGUUCAAGCCGAAUGAAUCCUCCUGGGAGACCUUAGGAGAGAUUUUCAGCCAAAAAAUCCUUCUUCAAUCAGACACAUUCUCCUUCUGCGCCAAGAGACUACGAUCUGGUCCCAACUCUGAACCAACUACACUCAACUUUCUUUUGCAUUGCAAGCAACUUACAGAAAAUGGGACCAACAACCCCUACACAGGGACCGCGUGGUCACCGUUCGGACUCCAGAGCAUCCUCCAAUUACUCAUCCCCUUUUGACUUAGAUGAGAUGUUAGAAACCGUCAAUCUCCGUCGGGAGAGCUCCCAACUCUCCUCUGAGACCGCUAUCAACAGAUCUACGAGCGCCUAUAAGCCACAAGCGCGGGAGUCGAGAGAUGUCUUCUCAUCGCUGUUUCAUUUCAAAAAUCAAUCAAAGCGAAGAGUCACCGCCAACCCUCCCUAUUCCACAGAUAUACACGACAAAAGACACGAGUAUAAUGAGAAGGAAUCACUCAAGUCUUCAAUUUUCUCAAGGCGAAAAUUCAAGGACGUUCCAGUUACCCCUCCACCUAAAUCGGAAGCACGGAAAGCGCUCAGCACAUUCGAUAAAACCCAAAUUUCAAAACCAACCGAACUACUUGAGGAUCUCCGUGGUAGACGCGACAUUCGUAGUCGUCCGUAUGGUGGCGAGAGCGUUUACCCACAACCGUUACACAUCUCAAAACCGUUACCAACACCACCCGACCAAGCUGUGCCGUCACUCGGAGGAUAUAGUAUCGCUUAUGAGUCUCUCCCAGAGCCAACGAUUGACCAGUUGCCAGUAAUAGUUAAUCGAUCAGUGGUAUCCGUCCAUCACUCAACGCCUUCUGGCCGUCAUUCCUCCACAGUACCAUCUGUUGAUUAUACUUCAGACUAUUCUUCAACACCGACCGAGACGGGCCAAUCUCGAAGCCAAACCCCAACGCCUUCUCCCGAGUCUAGUCUAGUAUCACCCCCGCCAAUCUCACCCGGUCGCGAGUGGUCACUGUCUGACGGUGUAUCAGUUACCUCGCGAAAUGCGUCACCUGGCGCAACCGAACCAGAACGGGGUCAUCUAGAGGAGCUGGCUAAACCAGCUCUUAAACGCGUUGGCAGUUUUCGAUCUCUAUCGGCUAUCAAGCACCGGCCAUCUACAAUGGAAUCUGAAUUACCACCAAUGCCAAUUCUGAAGAGAACCAAUAGUUCAAAGUCUCUCUAUGUUGUUCGUCGACCUUCCACAACGGAGACUCUGGCGCCGCCAAUGCCACAUUGGAAACGAGGCGGUAGUACAACGCCUCGGAACAAACUGCGUCGCAGAUCAACAAUGGAGUCGCAUAUACAACCUGUUUCGACAUUCGAGACUGGGAGUUCUGUCAAAUCGCUUCUGAAAUUCAGACGUAGGUCAUCAGCGAUGAUGGACACAUCCUCCCCCAAUGAAUCCGCCUCCCAAAAGCCACUUUCAAGCCUACGGCGCUUAUCAAUGACCAUGUCUGAGCUACCAUUGUUGUUCAAAUCUGAGAAAGAGAUCAGACCUGAAUCUGGCAUGAGUUACCGGCAAAAUUUGACCACUGACAAUAACAUGUCAAGGUACGCGUCGCUGAAAAGAGUCAGUAGCAUCAAGUCGCUCUCCGCCGUUAAGCAUAGGUCAUCGACAAAGAGCGCGGAUUCUCCGCCCCAAACUCUUCGGAGAAGCAGCAGCUCCAAGUCUCUGUCAUCUCUAAAACAUCGAUCUACAGAUUUCCUCUCUUUACCCCCUUUGCCAUCGUUGGAUCUUGAUAUAUUCAAGACUGCAAAACCUGCAAAGCGUGCAUCGACGGCGACGGCGGACCUACAGCAAAGCCUGUCAAUGGAUAAAAGUCUUCCAACUUGGCGGCCCCCAAGUCGUAGAUCAUCGUUAGCAGUGGAUGUCUCUUCGAAACACGCUCUGGAAAGAUUGAUUGGGCAUGAGAAGCCGGUUAUAGGUCAGCAAAACCCGCGACAUUGGAGUCAAUCAGUUAGGUCCAGCAACAAUAUGGACCUAAAUGACAAUCGCCCUACAUCACCUCUACCACCUCGUCCUCCGCGCUCGCCUGUGAAAGAAGAUGAGUGGAUUCCUCGCAUGCCAUUAUUACAACUCGGACCUGCCCAUCCCGAGUUUGAAGAAAUUUUCACACCGCGAUAUAAACGAGCCAUCAAGCACGCUUACUCAUUCGAUACACUACGAGAUGUCAAUGGCAAUCCCACUCCUCGUUCAAGACGCAUUUCUUCUCAAUCUACUAUGUCAUACUCAAGACCACCGAACCAGCCUUCUUGGCCGCUUCUAGACAGAACUAAUGAGUCAACUACCACCACAUCAAAGAAGAAAUUGGACACAAUAGAGUCAAAUACUAAGUACAGGAGCGGGAUCACGAACCAGAAUAGAGAGCUACGCACUCGCCACUCACUCCCUGUUAUGCGCUCCUUCCUAGAUCUGCCAAAGCCGAAAUCUAUUCUCAAAAGACAAGGCUCGAAAGACGAGAAGUGGGAAAAGGAUAUUGACUUCUGUUAUGAUAACGAAGUAGACUCUAACUUCAACUAUCGCUGGGAGCCGAAAUCUAGAGUCAUUAACGGGAAGCAGACUGCCAAACGAAUCUUCACGGUUUCAGAUAGUGUAGGACCAAGAAGGCGUCUUAGUUAUACGACACAGACUGGUGUUAACCCUGUGACGAAGGAUUCCAAAGCUCAACUGGACGCCUCCCACAAACAAUCUGUUCUAGAGAUGGCCACAAAAGACAGACCAAUCCCUCGCUUAGAGGACCUGGGUACUAUGCCACCAGAGUUGAAAGAUUCUGAGAUAUCUUUAUCGCCUAUAGGUAUCCCAAAAGACAAUCGACUGAGUACUCCAGAAUUCACGAAACAAUUAAACACCGAAGACGUCAAUUUACAGAGAGCUAGCAAUAGCACUACUGAUAGCAAUAGCUCGUCUUGGUACUCUACUGGGGAUGAGAAGCACCACUCCACUACAUCUACCGGUACUGCGUUGACACAACCAAGCCUAUGCAGUGUAUCUUUGAAUACCAUGCUGUCUUCGCCAGUUAAGGAAAGUGUGGCCAAAGCUGAGCCGAAAUCGGCAGCUAUGACAUCUACCAACGAGAAUAGCUCUCCACUUCUUCUCCCAAUUCAAGGCGUCAAAGAAGGGCGACUAGCAGGGCUGUCAACAGAACAGGGUACUCCCCCAGAUGUCCUCGCUGAACGGAGGUUAUCCUCAGCAAUUCUUGAAGAAGACGGAGCAUUGCCUGCUAUUUUCCCUGAAUAUGAAGCCUACUUAGCAACCAUCAUGGAGGAGGAAACUUCUGAAGCCCGGCCCGAUGAACACAAAGUGGCGGUAACUCCUAGUGUGCCAAAACAAGAACAGAGUGAGCCUUUGAGUUUGCCAAACAUGACAGAAACGAAAUCCAAAGCUAUUGCAACAGCCAAAGAACCGACAACAGCUAUUUCUCAAGUAGAAGUAGGCUUUAACAAAGGUUUUGAGCUUCCGAAUACAUCCAUCCCUAGUCGCAAGCCGUUGCCUCUGCAUACUCAUACUUUACAACCAACAUCAGCCGCCAAUGGGAAGCAUGAGACGGAUACGAAUGUUCCACAGUUUCAUUCUGAAGACUCAUCCACACAACCACCAACGGUCGAUCAAAGCCGCGCAGCGCCCACGUCGGAUAAAGCUGUUGUAGAGGAGCCAUCGUUGGAAACCACACCUAAGCAGAAUACUGUGUCUCUAGCCGCACCUACAAUUAAUAAUGCUAACUCGAAUGAGAGAAUGAGUGAAACGAAGCUGGAUUCAAUUGCUGACUCCUUUGGAAAUAAUGACCCACGACUCAAUUCUGGAGCACUGCAUUCUCAAGAGAUGAUGCAUCAGAACACAAUGAGGGGAAAUUUCAUGCCCAACAUAGGUUCUAGCGACCAGUCGUCAAAUUUUAUGCCUGGAAACAAGAUGCCUGCUAGUGUGCCCCUCAACACUAUGGAGCCUCCUAAUGUGUACACCGGCAUGUCGGGAAAUAUGAUGUAUGGAGACAUCUAUUCGGACAUGACGUAUGAAAAUAUGAUGUACGAAAGCAUGAUGUAUCGACAAAUGAUGUAUAGAGACAUGAUGCUUCGAGAUACUGUUUCAGGGAAUAUGCAUCAAGGAGCUGCACUUGGCAACAUGCAUAUUGGACCUAUGAUGCCUGCAAACAUGCCAAUGCGAGGCAUGCACCCGAACAUGAUGAUGAAUAUGAAUGUUCCUAAACCCAUGAUGCCGGGAAGUGGUGUACCAGGACCCCAUAUACCUGGAUACAAAGGGUAUGGGCCUGAGUGGUCCAAAAGUCCUUUGGCUGGAAAUGGUCACAACGCAAACAAUGCGUUUGGAAGCACAGUGACUCAAAACAAUAUGCAAGGAAAUAUUCAAAGGAACAACUCACAGGCAAGCACCGAUCCAGAAGCUCAAGGGCGACUCAAUGGCAACAACAUGAUACCGAAGAACGGCAGAGCCAACUAUCCCCAGAGUUACUAUGCAUCUCAGGGACACAAUGCCUUCAAUGAUCUCAAUCAACUAAACCAGCGACAACAUCUCAAUGGGUUUUCUCAGCACACAAAUGGUCAUCUUGGAGGCAACAUGCCUCUCAAUGGCAUGCCUCGAAAUGUUAUGUUUGGAAUGAACAACAUGAACAAUAAUCAUAUGGCAGCUAUGUCAAACUAUAUGGGAGCGAACAUGUCAUCAAGGAGCGCUACUCCGACAGGCAUGAUGUACUCUCAUCACGCAAUGUCAGAGAGUGACAUGUCAGAACUCUCCUUUUCGGGAGGCAUGACAGAUACAGCCAGCCUGCGCUCGUGGCCUAGUAAUAUGAGCCUCCGCAGCAAUUCUGUGCGCAACUCAUACAGCAUGUAUCUAUAAACCUGGCGUUUGGUCGAUGGGAACUUGGUGUUGGGGUUGUAUGUUACAGACAAACUACUAAAUUCUUUUCUUUUGCCAGAGUCUUUUCCUUAUUUAUAUAAUUAAUUUAUCAUAUCAAUAUAGCUCAC